Molecule: messenger RNA, 1324 nt
Organism: Ostrinia furnacalis (Asian corn borer)
Lineage: Eukaryota; Metazoa; Arthropoda; Insecta; Lepidoptera; Crambidae
Product: cholinesterase-like
Exons: 2
Coding region: 88-1137 (349 amino acids)
Source: RefSeq, a predicted model, not a curated record
UCUAACUUCGGUGGUGACCCUGAAAACAUCACCAUAUUUGGACAGAGUGCUGGAGCCGCCUGCGUCACCUACCACUGUGUCUCGCCGAUGACCAAGGGUCUGUUCAAAAGGGCCAUCGCUCAAAGCGGAUGCAUGCUGAACUCGUGGGCACAUGCCUACAGACCGCGCGAAAGAGCAAUCGCUCUGGCUAAGCAUUUAGGAUGGACUUCGGAACAAGAACAAGACCUCUAUGAGUUCUUCAAAUCCCAACCCAUGGAAUCGAUUGCGGAAAUUCAAAUACCGAUAAUGGCGCGCGAAAAAGAUUUAUCAAUGUACGAAAUUCAGUUUACAGUUGUUAGUGAAAAAAUAUUCCCUAACGUUGAAACGUAUUUUACUGGUGAUAUCAUAGAAGCACUCAAAACGAAUAUACACGAAGGAGUCGAACUAAUUAUAGGCUACAAUGAAGAUGAGGGAACUUCAAAUGUAAUGGUGACUCGCAACAUGGAAAAUAUGAUUAAUCAAGCCAACACCUAUGAUGACUUUUUUCUCUCAAAACUCUUAUCAUUAUACAGUGUAGAUGGUGAUAAAAUUGAUAUUGCAAACAAGACGAAAAAAUAUUACUUAGGGAAUAAAAGAGUGCAGAUAAAAAAUGUAAACGCAUUAUCUAAUUAUUUUUCUGCCGAAGGCAUCAAAUUUGGGAUAUGGGAGUUCGCAAAAUAUUUCGCUGCCCAAAACAAAGUGUACAUGUAUAAAUUCUGUUGUAAAUCUGAGAGGAACUUAUUUUCUAAAAUAUAUGGCGUGACAAAAUACUACAACAACGCACAUUUGGUGGGGCACUGUGAUGAAAUGGGAUACCUUUUCCCAGUCAAAAUUAUAAAACAGAAUAUUAAGGCGUCUUCUGACACGUUCGCGAUGAUCAAAACGAUGUCAACAAUGUGGACUAAUUUUGCAAAACAAGGGAACCCACACAUAAACUCCGGUCUAAUGCCCAUGUGGAGGCAGUUCAAAGCCGACUCGCAGCACUACCUGAUGAUUGGGAGGGACCUGAUCCGGCGCAGGAUACCUGACAAGGAAGAGCAAGAAUUCUGGCAACAUUUGUACAACAAAUACUUACCCCGUUACCUUUACCAGAACUGUAACAAACUAUUAAGUGUAUAAUAAUUGCUGUAAAUUGAGGAGAUGAUGAGUAUUUUUAGGCGAUCCCUUCUAUUCGCAUAGUGGUUUACUUCUAAUAUACUUUGGCAUAAAAUCCUCAGUAUAGUUUUUUAUCGCAUAAUAUAACAUUAUACCAAAAUUUACACGGUGAAUUUGAAAUCGUUGGCAUCCUUUUAAUAUAUGACUCUAC